AUCAGACAAAAAGAAACCAGGAAGUAAAGGGCAGUUGUUACAGUCUGCACAUAGUUCAGCAUGUUAAAGGCAAUAGCUUGGGCUGCUUGGUUAUUCAUUAGCAAAAAGGAAAGAGCAAUCCGGAUCAAGACGGGUCAAACACCAGGCGCAGAAGCAGCAGACUCAAAGGCAAGCUGUGGCGGUUUUAUCGGGCGUUUCUUUCUCCUGUUAACUUUCUCUUGGGACAAAAGGCAAGAUGGCUCUUUUCUGUUCUGCAAUGUUUUCCUAAACAAAGCCUUCUUACUUGUAUUGAUUUUUUGCUGAGGGAUUCCUAAGCAGAUAAGAAGCAAGGGCAUCUUCCACAGAGCAAUUUCCGGCUCCCACCACUUGGCUGUGGGGCAACAGCCACUGUCACAAAAAUCAAGUGGUGGCUGGUGGCUCUCUAGGGAAAGCUUGCUGUAGACAUAUCUGCUGAACUCUGUUGGAAAGAACUUUGAAUACCCUCAAAGUGUGGGAAGGUGGUGCUGAUGAGGAAGAAUAAAAAGUGGAUCUACCUAGACUGAGAGGAGAGGGAGAAGAUCCUCUCCCUUACACUCCACCUGGGCACAAUGGGCAACAUGGUUCUAAGACUCUGGGAAUACUUGGAGCCCUGUCUCCCCUGCUUGUCCCGGGAAGCGGACAAGCCGGUGGUGAUUGAGAAUCCAGGAGCCUGUUUCUCCCCAGAAGUCCCUCAGCCACAAAAGAAGGAGCCCGAGAGAAGCCAUGGCAAAUACUAUGUGGCCCUGUUUGAUUACCAAGCUCGAACUGCAGAGGACCUCAGCUUCCGUGCCGGCGACAAGCUCCAAGUCUUGGACACUUCCCAUGAGGGCUGGUGGUUGGCCAGACAUUUGGAAAAACGGGCAGAUGGCUUCGGCCAGCAGCUGCAGGGCUAUAUUCCUUCUAACUAUGUGGCAGAGGACAGGAGCCUGCAGGCAGAGCCGUGGUUCUUUGGAGCAAUCAAAAGAGCAGAUGCAGAGAAACAACUAAAAUAUUCAGGAAAUCAGACGGGUGCCUUUCUAAUCAGAGAAAGUGAAAGUCAGGAGGGAGACUUCUCCCUUUCAGUUUUAUAUGAAGGAGAUGUGAAACACUACCGAAUUAGAAGACUGGAUGAAGGAGGUUUUUUCUUUACGAAGAGAGUGACCUUUUCCACACUGAAUGAGCUUGUAAGCCACUAUUCCAGGGCAAAUGAUGGCUUAUGUGUCACACUGGGAAACCCGUGCUUAAAGGUACAGGUUCCAGCUCCUUUUGGUUUGUCCUAUAAAACUGUGGACCAAUGGGAAAUAGAUCGCAACUCAGUGCAGCUUCUGAAGCGAUUGGGAUCCGGUCAGUUUGGUGAAGUGUGGGAAGGCCUAUGGAACAAUACCACUCCAGUUGCAGUGAAAACUUUAAAACCAGGUUCAAUGGAUCCGGAAGACUUCCUGCGUGAGGCACAGAUGAUGAAGAGCCUAAGACAUCCAAAACUUAUCCAGCUUUAUGCUGUUUGCACUUUAGAAGAUCCAAUUUAUAUUAUUACAGAGUUGAUGAGACACGGAAGUCUACAAGAAUAUCUCCAAAAUGACGGUGGGUCAAAAAUUCAUCUGCCUCAACAGGUGGACAUGGCAGCGCAGGUGGCUUCUGGAAUGGCUUACCUGGAGUCCCAGAACUAUAUCCAUAGAGACUUGGCUGCCAGAAAUGUCCUUGUUGGUGAACAUAAUAUCUACAAAGUAGCAGAUUUUGGACUGGCCAGAGUUUUUAAGCAGGUAGAUAAUGAAGAUAUCUAUGAAUCCAAACAUGAAACCAAGCUGCCAGUGAAGUGGACGGCACCUGAAGCCAUUCGUUCUAAUAAGUUCAGCAUUAAGUCUGAUGUGUGGUCAUUUGGAAUCCUUCUUUAUGAAAUCAUUACUUAUGGAAAAAUGCCUUAUAGUGGUAUGACAGGUGCUCAGGUAAUUCAGUUGUUGAGUCAAAACUAUAGACUCCCACAACCACCUAAUUGCCCAGAGCAGUUCUACGCCAUCAUGUUAGAGUGCUGGAAAGCAGAACCUAAGGAGCGACCGGCGUUUGAGACACUACAGUGGAAGCUUGAGGACUAUUUUGAAACAGACUCUUCUUCAUAUUCAGAUACAAAUAACUUUGUAAGAUGAAUACUGAAGAACAUGGAAUAAUGACAUAGCAAAAAAUUAAAUAAUAAAGCCCAGGAUUGCAAUCU
Molecule: messenger RNA, 2203 nt
Organism: Ochotona princeps (American pika)
Lineage: Eukaryota; Metazoa; Chordata; Mammalia; Lagomorpha; Ochotonidae
Gene: FRK
Product: fyn related Src family tyrosine kinase
Exons: 8
Coding region: 588-2138 (516 amino acids)
Biological process (GO): protein phosphorylation; cell differentiation; cell surface receptor protein tyrosine kinase signaling pathway
Cellular component (GO): extrinsic component of cytoplasmic side of plasma membrane
Molecular function (GO): signaling receptor binding; non-membrane spanning protein tyrosine kinase activity; ATP binding
Source: RefSeq, a predicted model, not a curated record